AUGAAGUGUCUCUUGAAGUGUUUUCCACUUUUUCUCCUUGUUCUCCAAUCAGCAUUUUGUGAAGACCAAGACAAUUUGCUAUAUCCAUAUGGACCAUCUGAAGGUGAUAAAACUACUCCAGUAGAAGAUGAUGGAACAUCUGGGGAAGUUUCUAUUUCAGUUGACUUUAAGUUCUUCGGUAAAAAAUACAAAUCUCUCUUUGUGAAUAACAAUGGAGUAAUUUCAUUUAGCACACCCGUGUCACAAUACACCCCUGAUGCAUUCCCACUAAAAAAUGGAACAUUUGUUACGCCUUUCUGGGGAGAUGUGGACAAUGAUCUUGCAGGAUUGGUAUAUUUCAGGGAGAGCACAGACUCUAAUCUGAUGGAGAGAAUUUCCAAAGACAUGGAUAAACACCUACCUAACUUGCAUUAUUUAUCUACAUGGGCUUUUGUUGCUACUUGGGACAAAGUGGCCUAUUAUGGAUCAGCAUCUAAAAAGGUCAACACUUUCCAGGCUGUCCUUACUACUGAUGGUUACAGGUACUUUAUAAUCCUGAAUUAUGGGGAUAUCCAAUGGACAACAGGUACAGCUAGUGAUGGUGAUGCUAACACAGGCUUAGGAGGAACACCAGCCCAGGUAAUGCAAUAUAACAUAACUGUAUAA
Molecule: messenger RNA, 645 nt
Organism: Bombina bombina (fire-bellied toad)
Lineage: Eukaryota; Metazoa; Chordata; Amphibia; Anura; Bombinatoridae
Product: sushi, nidogen and EGF-like domain-containing protein 1
Exons: 5
Coding region: 1-645 (214 amino acids)
Biological process (GO): cell-matrix adhesion
Source: RefSeq, a predicted model, not a curated record